Gossypium arboreum is the source of this 621-nucleotide messenger RNA. RefSeq lists its product as uncharacterized. The record is from RefSeq and is a predicted model, not a curated record. The transcript has 4 exons. NCBI's taxonomy places the organism in Eukaryota, Viridiplantae, Streptophyta, Magnoliopsida, Malvales, Malvaceae. Bases 1 to 621 code for a protein of 206 amino acids. Gene Ontology annotation, molecular function: nucleic acid binding.
AUGAAUCGAUUGACCAAGUCUACACAUUUCAUUCCGGUUAGGACGGACUUCUCCAUGCAAAAGCUAGCUAAGCUCUACAUUUUCGAGAUAGUGAGGUUGCAUGGGGUUCCUGUUUCGAUCAUCUCUAAUAGGGAUCCUCGUUUUAUGUCUCGAUUUUGGCAGAAAUUGCAUGAGGCUUUGGGUUCUCAUCUUGACAUCAGUACUGGUUUUCAUCCUCAGACAGAUGGUCCGGAGUUGGUUUCAGAGACUGAGGAUAAGGUUCUGAGGUUUGAUCACAAGGGCAAGUUAAGCCCUAGGUUCAUUGGACCAUACCGGGUUCUAAAGCGAGUAGGGCUGGUUGCGUAUCAGUUGGAGCUUCCUCCAGAGUUGGAUCGUAUACAUGAUGUAUUCCAUGUCUCAAUGUUGAAAAAUUACCGCUCUGUUCCCAUGCACAUUGUGCAUGUGGAGGAGAUUGAGGUUAGACCAGGUCUAACGUAUGAGGAGGAGCUAGUUCAGAUUUUGGAUAGCAACGUCAAGGUUUUGUGUAGGAAAUCUAUACCUUUGGUGAAGUUGUUUCACUAUUCACCUGUUGGAAGACACGGAGUUGAUCAAGGGGCUGAAGAACAGCAAUUAACGCUUUAA